CCUCACAGUUUGCACAUGCGCAUUGGCGUUUCGCACUUGUGCCAAGAUGGCGUCGGGCUACGUCGAAUGUUUCUCUGAUAUUUGGGAGACUGCUGCGAGAGAAUGGCGUCUGAGGGGUCCCACUAAAAACUUCUUCCAAGAAUUCUUGACCCAACUCUUUGAGUACGGAGAUAUCUCAGUCGAAGACGUCCAAGUUACUCUACUUUUAGGAGUUUUGUUCACCAUUCUGAGAUACGUAGCGACUGCGGUGCUAUUCAAGCCUUUUGCAGAAUACUUUAACUUCAUACCAAAGGACAAAAAGAAAUUCCCUGAGAGUGCGUGGAAGUUGCUCUACUAUGGAUCUGCUUACUCAUUCACUUGUUAUGUGCUGUUCAGUGGUAAACACCAAUUUUUCCAAGACACUGUGCUAUGUUGGAAAGGUUGGAGAAAAUCCAUGCCUGUACCAUCUGACAUUUACACUAUAUAUGUAGUGCAAGCAGGCUUCUAUUUCCACUCCAUAUAUGCGACAGUAUUCAUGGAUAAGUGGAGGGCAGACUCUAUAGUUAUGAUAUGCCAUCAUAUACUGGCUAAUGCACUUAUACUGUUUUCUUUUGCCACAAGAUAUCACAAUAUUGGUGUCAUAGUCCUAUUUCUCCAUGACAUAAGUGACAUUUUCCUGGAAGCUACCAAGAUUUUCCUGUGUUUCAAUUCAAGACCAAAUGGUCCCUUUAGGAUGUUUGGUUUCCUGGUCAAUGCAGGAUUUUUAAGUUUUGCUUUAUCCUGGUUCAUCUGUCGGUUGUACUUAUACCCUCACAAAGUUCUUCACACCACUGGCCAUUCAGGAAGGAGACUUUAUGAGGACCUGCCAUUUUAUUUCUUCUUCAAUUCCAUGCUGUGGGCACUAUUUGCUAUGAACAUUUGGUGGUUCCACUUCAUCUUGUUGUUGAUAGUGCGUGUCCUUAAUGGGUCAUCGAGAGCGGUGGAGGACACAAGGGAACUUUCAACUGACUCAGUUGAGUCGAUAGAGGAGGAAGUAAAAGAGAUGACACUUUCUACGAAAGAACUUCUGAAUGGUUCAGCCAAUGGUUCAGUCAAUAAUGCACAAAUCAGACAGAUUGAUCAAAAAUCACCCACAUUAAGCAUGAAUGGUGGAAUAAAGUAUGACAAACUACAGGAUGCAGAUGAGAAAGAUGGUCAGCAAGAGAGGGAAUACCUUCACUGUAGAAAGCAUAAUACCCGUGGUAAUUGACCUACCGUAAAUGAUCUAAUAAAUGCCCUCUAUCUAAAUAACGCCUCCGAUCUAAUAAGCUAACAAGUUUGUAUUGAUCGCCCCUCUCUAAUAAAUGCCACCUGUAUUUAAAGCCCUCCUUCCCCCCCCCUUCCAGCUUAAAAACAAACGACAUGGGAAUUAGGUAAUAUAAAUCAAAUUUGAUUGCCUUCUUGAUUAAUCUGAGCUCGGUUCCUUCUGGGUGAGACUUGCUCAAUCUUAAGAAAUGCAAUGCAGGCUAUAAUUUAAUAUGAUCCUGACUGAGACUUCAACCCCACUGCUCUUGGGUUUGUGAUAUUUUUAUAGUUUGUAAAGAAUGCCCCUCUCUAAAAAAUGCCUCCUAUCGAUUGAACACAUCCACCCCCUCCCCUCUGACCAUUGAAAUUUAAUAAAUGCCCCGGGCGUUUAUUAGAUUAUUUACGGUAAUAGUAACUUCAAAUACUGUGCAUAGAGUUUGCUAAGGAACAUUCUUUCCCCAUGUAAUUAUGCCAAUGAAUAGUGUCAGUGUUUGAAAGCAGUAAUAAUGUUAAGCAAUAAUGUCUAUAAUGAGGAAUGUUUGUGUAAAAUAUCCUUAUGUUUAACUGAGUAAUUGAGAACAAUAAUGGAAUUGAGAAAAAGGACAAUGAUUUAAAGAUAAUUUGUAUACAAAUAUAUUUGUAUACUGUCAAAGCUAUCUUUCUUUAACAAUAUGUCAUAUCUGAUAGAGUAAAGAGUGGUUUUUAAAUACCUGUGAAAUACUAUUAGUUUAUUAAGUACUAAUACAUUGUAAUGUCUUUGUUCUCUUUUGUUCUGGCUUGACUAUAUUACUCUUUAACAAUUACAUUUUGUUUCACGGGAUUUUGAAAACUACUUUAAUAGAGUAUAAUAUAAAUCUAUCUAGUUGUAAAUUUUUUUAAUGACCUUAAUUCUGAACAAAGACUGAGAUAUUGGAAAGGAGAUAGAUGAACAUAUUAUUUGUAUUCUGGUUUGAAGGUUUUGAUGCUACAAUCCUCAACAAAAGUAAGUGGGACACGUCCCAUACGAACAACUGCCAACCCUCUCCCCCCGAUUAAUAUAGGUUAGAGGCGAUUUUUCAGCUCAAAACACAAGCAGUAGCAAGGUGAUCAUUUGCCCUCCAACAUUGAGGAAGGGGGAGGGAAAGUGUCUCAUUAGUUUUGUAACAGAUUGUAGGUACCCUGCUUAUGUGGCAGUCAUUGGCAUGUCCAUAAAAUUAAUUUCCAUAAAUUAAAGCAAUUUUUGUUUGU
Molecule: messenger RNA, 2490 nt
Organism: Nematostella vectensis (starlet sea anemone)
Lineage: Eukaryota; Metazoa; Cnidaria; Anthozoa; Actiniaria; Edwardsiidae
Product: ceramide synthase 1
Exons: 7
Coding region: 47-1228 (393 amino acids)
Biological process (GO): ceramide biosynthetic process
Cellular component (GO): membrane
Molecular function (GO): sphingosine N-acyltransferase activity
Source: RefSeq, a predicted model, not a curated record